Molecule: messenger RNA, 1618 nt
Organism: Arabidopsis arenosa
Lineage: Eukaryota; Viridiplantae; Streptophyta; Magnoliopsida; Brassicales; Brassicaceae
Source: the annotation of a GenBank genome assembly
ACUCAUACGAAAAUCCAUUAUUUUGUUGACCAAAAAACAAAUCCUUUUUGUGUGCAAUAAUGGCGAUGAUCAUAGGCUUACUUGAAAUCUUCAUGGCAAUCAUUUCAUUCCUUGUCUACCAGUGUUUCUCGCUCCACAAGAAAACUCCAAAGCAUAUGGUUACGAACUGGCCGGUCCUUGGGAUGCUUCCGGGUGUGGUCCUCCACAUUUCUCGUGUCUAUGACUUGGUCACUGAGGCUCUUGAGGGAGAAAAUAUGACGGGUUGUUUCAUAGGGCCAUGGCUUAGUGGAACAGACAUAUUAAUCACUGCUGAUCCGGUGAAUAUCCAGUACAUUCUAAGUUCAAACUUCGUUAAUUACCCUAAAGGGAAGAAGUUUAACAAGAUCUUUGGAUUCUUGGGAGAUGGGAUUUUCAACGUUGACUCGGGUUUGUGGGAGGAUAUGAGAAACUCGUCUCAUGCAAUUUUCAGCCAUCAAGAUUUCCAAAGUUUUUCGGUGAGCACAAGCGUAAGCAAAUUAAGGCAAGGGCUUGUUCCUAUUCUUGAUAACGCUGUUGAGAAACACAUUCUUGUCGACUUGCAAGAUGUGUUCCAGAGAUUCUUGUUUGACACAUCUUCGACUUUGAUGACUGGGUAUGAUCCAAAAUCUCUCUCCAUUGAAAUGCCUAAGGUUGAGUUCGCUGGUGCGAUGGAUGGUGUUGCAGAUGCGAUGUUCUAUAGACAUCUCAAGCCGGCUUUUCUGUGGGAGCUCCAAUCUUGGAUCGGUGUAGGAAUAGAGAAGAAGAUGAGAAGAGGUCUCGCCGUUUUCGAUCAAAUGCUAGGGAAGAUCAUAUCGGCUAAACGAGAGGAGAUCAAAAGUCAUGGGAUUCAUGACUCGAAAGGAGAGGAGGCCAUGGAUGUUUUAACAUAUUACAUGACUAUAGACACGGCCAAAUAUAAACACUUGAAACCGAGUAACGAUAAAUUCAUCAGAGACGCUAUUUUGGGGUUUUUGAUAGCGGCAAGAGACACAACAAGCUCAGCUCUCACUUGGUUAUUCUGGCUUCUCUCUAAGAACCAUGAAGCAAUGACCAAGAUCCGACAAGAGAUUAACAAGAAGAUGCCAAAGUUUAAUCCCGCAGAUUUAGACAAGCUCGUGUAUCUAGAUGGUGCCGUGUGUGAAACGCUAAGGCUAUACCCAUCAGUCCCAUUUAACCACAAGUCACCGGCAAAGCCAGAUGUUCUUCCAAGUGGGCAUAGAGUCGAUGAGAAUUGGAGGGUAGUAAUCCCUAUUUUUGCAGUGGGGAGGAUGAAAUCUGUUUGGGGAGAUGACGCAGAAGAUUUUCGACCAGAGAGAUGGAUUUCAGACAGUGGAAUGUUGAGACAAGAAUCUUCGUAUAAGUUUUUGGCGUUUAACGCUGGUCCAAGAACUUGCUUGGGGAAAAGGUUAACAUUCUUGCAGGUGAAGACAGUAGCGGUCGAAAUCAUAAGAAACUAUGACAUUAAGGUCGUUGAAGGGCACAACCCCAAACCAGUUCCUUCCGUUCUUCUUCGCAUGCAACAUGGUCUCAAAGUUAGUGUCACUAAGAUUUAGUGAACUUUUAUUUUUAUUUUAUGUUAAAAUAAAAUACUCCAGUUGUG